AUGAACGACGUUGAAGACCUUCUGAAUAUCAAUGACAGGAUUCAGCAGGUGCGGAGUGACAGAGACCAGCUGGCAUCUAAACUGCAAAACCUGAGGCAAUCAAUGGCCAGCAAUGACACGGAAGUGGCUCGCUCAGAGCUGAUAGCACAAGAGAUCAUCGACACGGGUUCAGAUGCCAGAGGAAUCGAACGGUUGAGAGCGAAGUAUGGUAAUUUGCAGGUCCUGGAUAAACUGGAAAAGGUUGUUGUUCAACGAACCCAAUUACAAGCUAGUAUAGACCAAUUAAACGGGUUAGACCAUCGGCUGGAUGAGCUGACUCAACAACCGCUGGCCCAAUUCUGUCUGGAUGACAUAGAAAUUCUAAACGCAAAGCUGAGAGAUGCCUUUGCUACCGUUCCUCAAAGAGCCUGUACUGAUUCUCAACGCGCUGCUUAUGGCAAUCUUGAAUCAAAUGUCAUCGCCAAAUAUAAUAAGCUCCUACAAAAAUUGGCCAUCAACUGGAGCGACUCGUUUGACCAAGAGUUGUUAGAAGCACAGUGGGAUACGUCAAAAUUCGUGUCUCCCUCGGUCAAUCUGGUCGAGCAUCUGAGAGAAACUUCCGCUAAGCUUUAUAGAUUGAGUCAACUCUACCUACCCUUAGAGCAGGGGACACAAAGCAAUGCCAACGUAAAUCAUCGUUCAUGCUCAACAAACGGCCAAGGGCAUAUACUAUGGAAUUUUAAGUCUAUGGCAAAUAACUUCAACGUCAGAUUCACUUACCAUUUCCACGCCACGUCCUCCAAGAUUGAGACGUACUUCCAAUUUUUAAACGAUUACCUGACAGAAAAUUUAUACAAGUGCAUUAACAUUUUUCACUGCGAUUCACGAGGGUUAACCAAGCAAAUCAUUCAUGAACAAUUCAUCAAUUACGUCCUACAACCCAUAAGAGAUAAGGUAAAGUCUACUUUAUUCCAAAACGAUUUGAAGACUUUGAUUGUCUUAAUUUCUCAGAUCCUGGCCACAGACAAAAAUUUAUUGACUUCGUUCCAUUAUCAUGGACUAGGUCUAGUGUCGUUAAUAUCCGACGAAAUAUGGGAAAAAUGGAUCAACUAUGAAGUUGAAACGGCUAAUAGACAAUUCAUUAAUAUAACCAAGAAUCCAGAAGAUUUCCCGAAAUCUUCAUUGAAUUUUGUCAAACUUAUCAACAAGAUUUAUGACUACUUAGAGCCCUUUUACAAUCUAGACUUCGAUCUAUUAAUAAGGUACAAACUCAUGACCUGCUCGUUGAUUUUUAUGAACUUGACCUCAUCCUAUCUGGAUUACAUUUUAACCGUGGACUCCUUGAAUCAAACAAGAACCAAAGAGCAGGAAUUGUACCAAACUAUGGCCAAGCUGCAACAUGUCAACUUAGUGUACAAAAAAAUUAGAUUUCUGUCUUCAAACUUCAUUUUCAUCCAGCUAACUGAUGUUGUCAAUAACACGGAAUCAAAAAAAUAUAACUCGCUUUUCCAGAAUGUGGAGAAUGACUACGAAAAAGCCAUGAACGCGGACAUGCAAAAUUCUAUUGUUCACAGAAUUCAAAAAUUAUUGAAGGAAACACUGCGAAAUUACUUCAAGAUUUCAACUUGGUCAACACUAGAAACGCCCAUCGACGAAAAUGACGGUGCAGCUACCGUACUUAGCGCCGAAUUGGUCAAUUCAAUGAACGUUUUGACAAGAUUGAUCAAUAAAUUGGAUUCAUUGGAUAUUCCAUUAGCUAUAUCACUUAAAGUUAAAAAUGAACUGUUAAAUAUUAUUGUCAAUUAUUUCACAGAGUCCAUCUUAAAGUUGAACAAAUUCAAUCGGGAUGGUUUGAAUCAAUUCCUGCAUGAUUUUGAGUCUUUAAGGAGCAUUUUGAGCCUACCAUCUCAUGCUACCAAUUACAAAUGUAUGAGCUUGCACGAACUGAUAAAUAUAUUGAAACUGAAAUAUGAUCCAAAUAAUCAGCAGUUCCUAGAUCCAGAAUAUAUCAAAACAGGUGAUUUCACAUUUUUAAAAGAAAUCUACUCUAUCAAGUACUUGAAAGAUACAAAGAUUCAGGAUGCACUUUACCGAAUCAUAUAUGGGAAUAUAGUUUAG
Molecule: messenger RNA, 2097 nt
Organism: Saccharomyces kudriavzevii IFO 1802
Lineage: Eukaryota; Fungi; Ascomycota; Saccharomycetes; Saccharomycetales; Saccharomycetaceae
Gene: TIP20
Product: Tip20p
Exons: 1
Coding region: 1-2097 (698 amino acids)
Biological process (GO): regulation of ER to Golgi vesicle-mediated transport; endoplasmic reticulum to Golgi vesicle-mediated transport; retrograde vesicle-mediated transport, Golgi to endoplasmic reticulum
Cellular component (GO): Dsl1/NZR complex
Source: RefSeq, a predicted model, not a curated record